AUGGCGGACGAGGAUGCUCUCUUCGCCGAGUUCAUGGGGGAGAUCAAGAGCACGGUCGUGGCAGCAGAGACCAAAGGUGCAGCUGAUGCUGGGGAGGAGGAUGAUGGUGCUGCUUCUGAUGCGGCUUCGGUGGGGGAUGUCAAAGCAGACGACGCCGAGGGAGGAGGAGAAGGGAGGAACCACGCCGAUACCACCAAGCGAAGAGGAGAGACCGAGGCGUCCCCUUCCCCCGCCCCCAAAAAGCCUAGAUUCAUGGGAAAGCUUGUCGCGGCCGCCCGCCCCGUGAAGGCCGGAGCGGUGGCUGCAGCGUCAACAGCUAGGGCCACGGGUUCCGGGCCGAAAGCGAGGACCGGCGACAAAGGCACAGCGGCAGCGAAGAAGGACCCUGACGGGAGCGGCGCUGAUGCUGGGACGGGCGGCGGGGCGAACGGUGGCAAUAAGAAGACAACGAACGGGAAAAAAACAACAACGCCGCCACCGCCAGACUCUUCGGGGAAGGGCGGCAAGGGAGAGACAACCAAGACCGGAGGGGGGGGCAAGGGCAAAAAGGGUGUAAAAAACGGGAGCGGGACGGCGAGAGGAGGGGCGGGUGGGGCAAGCGAAGGGACCUCAGCAGACGGGGGAGACGCGAAUGGGGCCGGUUCGAAAGACGACGAAGAAAUGGUCGGUUUCGGGGGGUCCGGAGGGGUGGCGAAACAGCAAGCUGGCAUGGACAUGCACAACAACCCAUCCCAGAUGGGGGGAGGGGGCCCUGGCACGAUGCCGGGCAACAACAACGGGAUGCAUAUGGGGGCCCCGCCGCCGGGGAUGAGGGGUAAUAUGGGCAUGAUGGGGGCUGGAAGUGGAAUGGCUGGUUUCGGGGGGGGUGGUGGGUAUGGCAUGCCACCGCCUGGAAUGGGGAUGAACAUGGGGAUGCCGCCGGGAAUGAAUAUGGGGAUGCCUCCCGGGAUGAACAUGGGAAUGCCUCCUAGGAUGGGAGGGCCAGGACCCUACCCUGACGGCAGCAUGGGGUACGGCUACGGUGGCCCAAUGAACGGGAUGAUGCCAGGGGGGCCCGGACCUGGUAUGGGGGGUUCGGCGGCUGGGAGCGGGGUAGAGGGGGGGGCGGCCGCGGCGGCCGCGGCCGGUGGAAAAGACAAGGUUGCCAAGGCGAAAGCGGAGUCGUCCAACAAGUUUAAGAGGGUGGCAGGGGGGAAGAGCUGGGAGGAUGAGACCCUGGCCGAGUGGCCCGAAAACGACUACCGGCUUUUCGUGGGAGAUCUCGGGAAUGAGGUCACCGACGACAACCUGGCGGGGGCUUUCCGCAAGUACACUUCUUUCGCGAAGGCGAAGAUCAUCCGUGAGAAGUGGAACAAGAAGUCGAAAGGCUACGGCUUCGUCAGCUUCUUGGACGGUAUGGAUAUGCUCAAGGCCUUGCGAGAACAACAAGGAAAAUACCUGGGCAACAGACCAAUGAAGAUCAGCAAGAGCACGUGGAAAGAACGGGAUGUCAAAGAGCUUCCGGUUUGGAGCUCUUUGGCGGUGAGAAGAAAGCUGGCCCCGGUUCCCAGUGGCCAGAGUUUAUCAAACGAAACAAAGUAUGCAUAG
Ectocarpus siliculosus is the source of this 1587-nucleotide messenger RNA. The record is from the annotation of a GenBank genome assembly. NCBI's taxonomy places the organism in Eukaryota, Phaeophyceae, Ectocarpales, Ectocarpaceae.